Aegilops tauschii subsp. strangulata is the source of this 375-nucleotide messenger RNA. Its product is annotated as ethylene-responsive transcription factor ERF084-like. Gene Ontology annotation, biological process: regulation of DNA-templated transcription. NCBI's taxonomy places the organism in Eukaryota, Viridiplantae, Streptophyta, Magnoliopsida, Poales, Poaceae. The record is from RefSeq and is a predicted model, not a curated record. Gene Ontology annotation, molecular function: DNA binding; DNA-binding transcription factor activity.
AUGCCGCCGAAGAAGCUCAUGAAGGGCAAGACGGGGUUCUUCGGCGUGCGAGCGAAGCCAUCCGGCCACUUCAGCAUGAAGUUUACUGACGUCGGCCACCGCUUCUGGCUUGGCAGCUACCCCACCGCCCACGAGGCCGCGCGUGCCUACGACGUGGCAGGCAUUCGGAUGGAGGAGAUACCGAAGAAGAAGGCGAACAAGAGGCCGGCCAUUGUUAUUGGUCCUCGCGAUAGUGACGAGGCAGCGAUGGCAAAUUUGGAGUAUGUUCAGGCCGAGCAGGAGUACUUCUGGAAGCACGAUGCCGAGCAAAAGGAGGAGGAGGAGGAGGCCGCCCCCUCAAUGGUGGUCCCUGUCGAGUCUUCAGAGGAGGACUAG